UGACAUCUGAUCACCUCCCCAACCUUUGCCCGGCCAGGUGAGGACAAAGAUGGUGACGGAGGCGCUGCUGGGGGUGGUGCUGCUGGUGCUGCUGGCUCUAGUGCUCAACAGGAGACCCAAAGGUCUUCCUCCAGGUGAGUGGGGCUGGCCGGUGCUGGGGGCGCUGAUGCCCUCUGGGAUCUCCAUGGAGGAACACGCCACCAACCUCAUGCAGAAGUACGGCGACAUUUUCACGUGGCGGCUGGGGAGUCGAACUAUGGUCUUUCUUAACAACUUCCAGCUGAUCAAGGAAGCCUUCUCCAACCUAAGCCUGCAAGACCGACCUGACUUCUACACUUUUGACUCCUUUAGUAGCUUCAAGAAGAUCGGCUUGGCCAACAGCACCGGCCUGACGUGGCACAACAACAGGAGGUUCUCCCUGCGUCAGCUCAAGGACCUGGGAAUGGGCAAGUCCAGCCUGAUGGAGGCCAUCCAGAACGAGGCCGAGGUACUUGUAGCAGACUUUGGGAAGCACACAGGGACGCCACAACCCAUCCCCUGGUCACUCAAUUGUGCUGUCCUCAAUGUUAUAUGGAAGAUUGUCUCAGAUAUCCGGUUUGAUGUGGACGACCCCAAAGUUCAUUACUUCAACAAGCUUAUCAACAGAUCCUUUGACCUGUCGCAAGGCGGCAAUAUAAUAUUCGACAUGUACCCUUGGCUUAUACCCAUUGCUCCUACCUAUCUCAAAAGACGUCUUGGAGUAGAAGAUAUGCUUCGUUCAUUUUCAGAGAUCAGAAGUUAUGUAUUGAGAGUGGUGGAUGAGCACGAGGCCAAACUAGACCCCAACAAUCCUAAGGACUACAUAGACAAGUACCUGGUGGAGAUGGCAGCACAGCAAGGCAACCCAGAGUCUACCAUGAGCAAGGAGGACCUGUGGGUGCAAGUAGCAGAUCUGUUCACAGCCGGGAGUGAGACAACCAACCAGACACUUCGUUGGGUCCUAAUGUACAUGGCCAAGUACCCUGAGAUCCAGGCCAAACUUCAACACCAGAUUGAUGAGGUGGUUCCCAGGACACACCUUCCCUCCCUCCAAGACAAGCCCAGACUAGCCUACCUUGAAGCUGUGAUCAAUGAGGUGAGCCGACAUGUAUCCUUAGUACCCUUGGGAGUGUCUCACUCUGCAAUUACUGACACCCAACUUGCUGGCUACACCAUACCAAAGGGCACAAUAAUCGUUCCUAACAUCGAAAUGUGCCACAAUGAUCCAGCCUACUGGGAGAAGCCUAACGAAUUUUAUCCAGAACAUUUUCUCGAUAGUGAAGGCAAAUUUGAUACCAAGAAGAAGAGUUACAUUCCUUUCUCCAUUGGUCGACGAGUGUGCCCUGGUGAGGCUUUGGCCCGUAUGAACCUCUACCUUUUUCUGUCAGCACUUCUACAGAACUUCACCUUCUCAGUUCCUGAAGGAGAUGAGCUGGACUUGAAGAAGGAUCCCAAAACUGUAUUGUUUAAUUUUCCCAAACCUCUCAACAUCAUCAUCAACAACAGAAAAUGAUGCAGAGUAAGCAGGCAAUUUAUCAAGUAAAGGUGCCAAAUCUGGGAAGCCACAAUCAUUUUUCUCCACAAUCCAGCCAUGAAGACCUUGUCUCAAAUCGAUCCAUGAUAUCGUUGUCCCGAAUCUAGCCAUGAAGAUGUCAUGAUCAUAAUCACUAAAUCCUGAAUAUGAAUCUUUUUCUCAUUCUUUUUCUAAACAAACACUGAGUCCAAUAGCAUGAUGUGGUGAGGCAAGAAACCAAGGCUGUGUGGUGUGGCUGUUUGUUUCACUUUGGCAACAUCAAUAGGACUGCUGCCCAUGACCGCUGUGUUAGUACAGAGGCACUCACUCCCUGGAGAUGUGCCCAGGAUUUUUAUUCCUAUCAUGCAAUCUGUUAACUGGAGACCUCGGGCAUAAGCUCUGUGUACCCGCAGGUGUUUGAAAUCUUAUGCCAGACCUAAAAGCGCUAAAAGGUCACGGUGCUCACCUCCAAAGAAGCGACCCUAGUUACUAUGUGCAGAUAAAGGGUUAAAAACUAAUAACUUUGUAUGUAUCUUCCAAAAUUUAAUUGUUCUUGCUUUUGGUAAAAUAUUUUCCAUAAAUUGAAUGUUGAGUAAAAGGAUAAUAAACUAUAUGAUAAAAACUUA
This is a messenger RNA of Procambarus clarkii (red swamp crayfish), 2157 nucleotides long. RefSeq names its product cytochrome P450 2L1. Gene Ontology annotation, cellular component: intracellular membrane-bounded organelle; cytoplasm. Gene Ontology annotation, biological process: xenobiotic metabolic process. Gene Ontology annotation, molecular function: oxidoreductase activity, acting on paired donors, with incorporation or reduction of molecular oxygen, reduced flavin or flavoprotein as one donor, and incorporation of one atom of oxygen; heme binding; iron ion binding. The record is from RefSeq and is a predicted model, not a curated record. Lineage: Eukaryota; Metazoa; Arthropoda; Malacostraca; Decapoda; Cambaridae.